This is a messenger RNA of Amorphotheca resinae ATCC 22711, 1848 nucleotides long. RefSeq lists its product as hypothetical. Lineage: Eukaryota; Fungi; Ascomycota; Leotiomycetes; Helotiales; Amorphothecaceae. The record is from RefSeq and is a predicted model, not a curated record. The coding region runs from base 1 to 1569 and encodes 522 amino acids. Gene Ontology annotation, molecular function: protein binding. The transcript has 2 exons.
AUGGCUUCUGCGCCACCCAAACACACCUUUGCUGAAGACUUAGGCACUGAGGUCACCCACAUCUAUGUUGGUCCGGAGCGCACUCACUAUGUCGUUCAUAAGAAGCUGCUCGUAUCGCAGUCAGACUACUUUGACAAGGCUUUGAACGGAGGCUUCAAGGAGGCCGAAGAAAACUCGAUCCACCUGAAGGAGGAUGACCCCGCAGCUGUCGCUCUUCUGGUGGCAUUCCUGUAUCGUGGAGUAAUUCCUGGAACCGGCACCAAGGGCAGCCUUUUCAUCAAGCCCACGGCCCAAUCUUCAAUUCCCAAGGUCGAUGUUCCUAAAGCAGAACUCAUCAAUGGCACUCACUACCCUUUCACUGCCGCCCAAACCACCGAUGGUCAUGUCUUCCAACAUAUCUGUUUCCAGCAGCACCCGCAGUACAAUAUGUUCUCACAGGAGGAACUUCGCGUGGCCGACUACAAGCUAAAUAGUAACUACCGAAGUAUGUUCGCCAAUGCUAACUUAGCACCAGGAGCAUACAACCGUCAUGCCAGCCAUGGGGCGCCGGUUCAUGGUGUUGUUACUUCGACCACCACUCACCAGCUACCACGUGCGGGUUUAUUUGGUCCGAUAUCGAGUGCUGGUGUUAAUCCUUCUGCCGUUCGGAACCCCCCACCGUCACUGGGCAUAGGUUCAAUGGGUGGACAGCCACAGAGUACUGGUACUUUAUUUGGACCUGUCGGACCACGAGAGGGCACCACUCCACACAUUGAUAAUGUAGCCACUCGACUUCGUGUUGCAUUGGCAUCAGCACAGCGCACUGACGGCCAUACUGUCAACCAGGGAGGUCAAGCAAACACUACACCCCCGUCAGACAGUCUUGCUCGUCUUAAUCUUGGAGACACCCAGAUCGCCAACCCUCCCUUAUUCGGCCCAAACAGAACCUACGAUCUCAAUAAUCCCGCAACUGUAGUAGCUGCAACACGUGAAUCACGCGUAGACUUCUCCAGCGCAUCGGAAGAGCAGAGCCUACAGCCCGGCGGUUUCGGCUCGGUACGCAGCAUCAAAUAUCCAACACCUGCCGGUCAAUUCCUCAAAGGUAUCCCUCGAUCCCAGCCUUUGGACAGCACGCUUCCCGCUGCAGAAGAGCACCAACUCGCACUCCUCCGCCUCUGCCUCCUAGCCGAGAAGAUCCUCUGGCGCGCACUCUUCGACGCCGCAAUCGAAAACUACAUCCGCGGUGACCUUGCGCUUCUUCGGCCCAUCCCCUUCGAGCACGUGGACUUGAUCUACGACCGAUCGUUCCAGGAAUCUACCUUGCGAAGAUAUGUACUCGAGAACAUGUGCGCGAACCCUGAGCAGGACACCUCAGUCUACAUACCGUUAGCCAAGAAGUACGACGACUUCAUGGAAGAUAUCAUGAACAGUCUGCCUGGCCUGCGCGCUGAGAAACCACUGGUUUGGGACGACGAGACUAUUCGAGGCUUCUACAUGGAUUGCAAUGAUUCCAAGGAGUCUGAUGAUAAGGAUCGAGUCUUUCCUGAUGAUGAGGACUCGGACUUAGACGUCUCCGAAGGAAUAAAUUAGCAUUCUGGAGGAUGUGAUGUACUAGGUACUGAUAUCAUCUGGGAAAUCACAACACCACCAGUGCGGGGGAUUUGAACACGGUUUGCAUAUUUGUCUUUUUCUCUAGCGGGCGCGCAUGGUAUUCAACGGAAGAACAAGGAAAUCAAUGGGAAUGAAAGCGGGAUUUCUAGCAUACUGGGCAGGUUUGGCGCGAGUUGUUGGGAAUGAAUAUGAGGGCGUUGUCAUUGUGUUUAUGAUACCAAAGCAGUCAGGAAUUAAAAAAGACAUUUCCAGUCAAGC